Messenger RNA from Vigna unguiculata (cowpea), 1864 nucleotides. RefSeq names its product RING/U-box superfamily protein. Gene Ontology annotation, molecular function: transferase activity. Gene Ontology annotation, biological process: protein ubiquitination. Lineage: Eukaryota; Viridiplantae; Streptophyta; Magnoliopsida; Fabales; Fabaceae. The record is from RefSeq and is a predicted model, not a curated record.
AAGACACUUGAACAAUUUUCUAGCCUAACUCUCUGUGAACCUCUGAGAAAUUCACCAACUACGUAGUCUGAGCUAAGACUCCACCCUCCAACCUUAAUAAAGAAACACAGGUUUUUGUCAACAUUUUCAUUCAAUUUUAAGACCUUAAUGUCUUGUCCACCUCACCCUCACCACACCACCCUCAUUUAAACACCAUCUAGGUUUCCUAUCUCCCCCCUUCAUACUCCUCCAUUUUUCAUUGCUUUAAUAGUCUUGAAUCUGCUUUCAAUUCUCUCCUCAUCCAUCUUUUUUCAAAACUUGUUUUUUCUCCCUGUUUGAUAGCAACUUAACAGCCAAGUGCUUCACUCGUUUACUCUGUUCACUCCCAUCUUCUACUUGAUAACAAUCAUAACUUACCUCAAGUACUACACAGUACACAAGCUUUAGAUUUUCAAAAAGGUGAUAUUUAUUCUCAACCUAAACUCUUACAUAGGGGACUCAUUCUAUUCAUGUCUUUUGCUUGUGUUCAAGAUCUGAGAGAACCAAUUGGUCUGCAUUUUUGUCUUUGAUAUCUGGUAUGGAUCUUGCAAGCAGAAGAUACUUGAUUUAUGUCUCACAACAUGUUUCACAAUCAGAACCACUUUCUCCGGUCACAAGUCCAGGGGGUUCAUUCUUUCAUCCUCACCAGCACUCUUCUAGCACCAGUUUUCCCAUCAUUGCGAUUGCCAUAAUAGGAAUAAUGGCCACGGCUUUCUUGCUUGUGAGCUACUACAUCUUUGUGAUCAAAUGCUGCCUCAACUGGCACAGAAUCGAUAUUCUAAGACGUUUCUCUCCGUCUAGAAGGCGUGAAGAUCCAUCACCAAUGUACUCACCAGGCACAGAAGCGCGUGGACUAGAUGAGGCAAUGAUCCGGUUAAUCCCUGUGAUUCAAUACAAGACACGAGGGGACGAUAGAGAAUCUGGGGAAUGUGCUGUUUGCUUGAAUGAGUUUCAAGAAGAGGAGAAGCUCAGGAUUAUACCAAAUUGCAGUCAUGUGUUUCACAUUGAUUGCAUAGAUGUUUGGCUUCAGAGCAAUGCCAAUUGCCCUCUGUGCAGAACAAGCAUUUCCUUGACAAGCAGAUUCCACGUGGAGCAGCUUCUUGCCCUAAGAUCUUCUUCCCCUCCGGAUCAAACUCCACCCAGGGAAAACCUCAUUGGAAGAGAUGAAGAUUUUGUUGUAAUUGAAUUGGGCAAUAUCCAUGACAGAAGCCAGAAUUUGCAAGAGAGAGGAAAUGGUUUGGAGUUACCAUCACCAACAUCUGUUAUGCGUUCUUGUACACCAAGGAAAUUGGAACAAGGAAAUGUGCAGAAGAAAGCAAUGAAACUGCAUAAGGUGACAAGCAUGGGAGAUGAGUGUAUUGAUAUCAGAGCAAAAGAUAAGCAGUUUUCAGUGCAACCAAUCAGAAGGUCUUUCUCCAUGGAUUCAUCAGGGGAUAGACAGUUCUAUUUAGCAGUUCAAGAAGCUCUGAGGCUGCAGAACAGGCAAGUGAAUGAAGUCAGCACCACUGAAGGGUGCAGUGGUGGUGGUGGUAGCAAUAGAGUGAAGAGAUCAUUCUUUUCCUUCGGACAUGGAAGUAGAUCCAGGAGUUCUGUGCAACCUGUUUCUUUGGAACCCUGAAAUUUCUCUUUUCUCCUCCCCUCUUUCCAUUAUGUUUGCAACUUGCAAGUUUCUUAGUUUUUUUUUUUUUUUUUUUUUGUGAGAUAGAGAUGUUACUAUGUUAGAUGAUGAACAGGUCAUAGGAUUGUAUGACACACAAAUAUUCAAUUGCAUUUAAUUUUAACUUGAAACCAUUAUUGCUGUAUUUGUAUGUUUCUGAGUGUGUAAAAUGGCAUAGUGUUGUGGUUC